Durio zibethinus is the source of this 3711-nucleotide messenger RNA. NCBI's taxonomy places the organism in Eukaryota, Viridiplantae, Streptophyta, Magnoliopsida, Malvales, Malvaceae. The record is from RefSeq and is a predicted model, not a curated record.
AUGAAACAAAAUACUUGAUAAAAAAGAGAAAAACAGAUGUGACGGAAAGUUGACUAACAACAACACGAAGGGGUCAAUGUAGAAAAUAUGGAAAAAGACUGGGUAACUAAUGCAAAUACAGGCACAGCAAAUGAAUAUUUUAGAAUACUGAAAAAUUACUAACAAAAAAAAAAAAAAAACCAGAAAUUCUGAAAAGAAGAAAGAAGUAAGGAGCGAGGGAGAAACCCAAAGGCAGAAACCGCUUUGUUUUCCAUUGAAUCUGAAACACUGAAUCCCCAACUGACAGCACCAUGGAAUAUAAAACAGUUUUGGUUGUAUUUUCAUAUAUUUAUUUGUAAAGAUUGUGAAGACGAGGCAGAGAUCUGGGGAACUGCCGCAAUCUCAAUCCACACUCAUAUCAACUCUUCCCUGUAGGCAGAACCCCAGAAUUGAAUAAACGUUGCUGCUUAAUAUGUUUCUGGAUUCGUGAUCUUUGGUGUUACCUGCUUGGCUGUCAUAUUGUGAUGCCUCUGUGGAUACAGUGACAUUUUCGCCAAAAUCAAUGUCAUCGUUGAAUUGAAUUAGAUUGCAAGUUUGAUGUUGGCUGUCUUGGCUAGUAUGCAAGCGGCAAGGCACACAAAUUAUAUUUUCUAAAUUUUGACGUAGGCAAAAUAUGCCCAAUGAAAGGUUAUUAAUCUUUAUGAGAAAUAGAAGAAAUGGUAUUUAGUAGAAUUGCAGAAGCAAUAUCUGGUGCAUCAAAUGUUCUAUCUGCUACACAUUCAGCUGCAGCUUCAUAUAUGUCACCUGCUUUGUCAUCCCAGGCAAGUAAAAAUGCCACCCACGGGUUUGGUUUUGUCAACUCUGCACACAAGAAUAAUUUGCGCCUAUCUUCAUCACUACAAGAUUUCUCAUCAUAUCGCCAGCUUGAUCCAGAAGCAGCUGAUCUUAUUUCUGAAACUGACAAGGGCAUGACCUAUACAAAACCCUCUCUACAGCGAGAAAAUGCUGGGUCAAGUUUCUCGAAGGAGAAGGGUUUGCCUGGUGGAACCUCAUUUCUGCUCAGAAAGUGGGUGCGCCUAAUCAUGGUUUUCUUGUGUGUACUUUUGUUCAUUUUUUUGACAUACAUGGUUUCCUUGUACAUUUAUUCAAAUUGGUCCAAAGGAGCCUCCAAGUUCUAUGUUGUUCUUGAUUGUGGAAGUACCGGAACCCGAGUUUAUGUGUAUCAGGCUUCAAUUGAUCACAGGAAUGAUGGUAGUCUGCCUAUUGUCAUGAAAUCAUUAACAGAAGGUCUUUCUAGAAAACCCAGUUCACAGAGUGGACGAGCUUAUGAUAGGAUGGAGACUGAGCCUGGCUUUCAUAAGUUAGUGCUCAAUAAAUCUGGCUUGAAAGCUGCCAUAAACCCACUUAUUUCAUGGGCAGAGAAGCAAAUUCCUGAACAUGCACAUAAGACUACUUCUCUUUUCCUGUAUGCUACAGCUGGAGUUCGCAGGUUGCCAGACGCUGAUUCAAAAUGGCUUCUGGAAAAUGCCUGGUCAAUACUAAAGUAUUCACCCUUCUUGUGCCGCAGAGAGUGGGUUAAGAUUAUCAGUGGGACAGAGGAAGCUUACUUUGGGUGGACAGCCCUUAACUAUCGUACGGGCAUGUUGGGAGCCAUACCUAAGAAGGCAACAUUUGGUGCACUUGACCUGGGUGGAUCAUCAUUACAAGUUACAUUUGAGAAUGAGCACCACCAACAUAAUGAAACCAACUUAGAGCUUAGAAUUGGAGUGGUUAAUCAUCACCUUAGUGCCUAUUCUCUCUCUGGCUAUGGUUUGAAUGAUGCAUUUGACAAGUCUGUAGUUCAUUUAUUAAGGAGGCUCCCUGAUGGCUCCAAUGCCAAUCUGAUUAACGGAAAGAUAGAAAUUAAACAUCCUUGCUUGCACUCUGGGUACAAGGAACAAUAUAUCUGUUCUCAAUGUGCUUCUAAAGACCAAGAAAGUGGGAGUCCUGUAGUUGGAGGGAAAAUUUUGGAUAAAGGAGGAAAAUCAGGAAUUUCUUUGCAGCUUAUAGGUGCUCCAAAUUGGGAGCAAUGCAGUGGAAUUGCCAAAGUUGCUGUCAAUCUAUCUGAAUGGUCAAAUCUAUACCCAGGGAUUGAUUGUGAUUUGCAACCUUGUUCUCUUUCUGAUAGCUUGCCUCGCCCUUAUGGCCAGUUCUAUGCAAUGUCUGGCUUUUUUGUGGUAUAUCGGUUCUUCAAUCUUUCCUCAGAUGCUGCACUUGAUGAUGUAUUGGAGAAGGGUAGGGAGUUUUGUGAAAAACCUUGGGAAGUAGCAAAAAACAGCGUUGCUCCACAGCCCUUUAUUGAACAGUACUGCUUUAGGGCACCAUAUAUAGUAUCACUCUUGAGAGAGGGCUUGCACAUCACUGAUGGUCAACUUGUCAUUGGUUCUGGAAGUAUUACUUGGACAAUGGGUGUUGCACUGUUGGAAGCUGGGAAAUCUUUUUCAAGCAGACUGGGGCUCCGUGGAUAUCAAAUACUGCAGACAAAGAUCGAUCCAAUAAUUCUUAUUGCCAUUCUAUUCAUGUCAUUGAUUUUGCUUGUUUGUGCACUAUCAUUGGUUAGUAAUUGGAUGCCGCGAUUUUUCCGGAGGCCAUAUCUCCCUCUUUUCCGGCAUAACAGUGCAUCUACCACAUCGGUUCUUAAUAUACCAUCUCCUUUCAGGUUAAAGCGUUGGAGUCCUAUCAACUCAGGGGAUGGAAGAGUUAAGAUGCCCCUAAGUCCAACAGUUAGUGGUUCUCAACAGACACCAUUUGGCUUGGGACAAAGUCCUGGCAGCAGCAUCCAGCUCUCAGAGUCUUCCUUGUACCCAUCAUCCAGUAGCGUUUCACAUAGUUAUUCCUCUAAUAGCUUGGGGCAAAUGCAAUUUGAGAGUAGUAGCAUGGGUUCCUUCUGGUCCCCUCACAGAAGUAAGAUGCGACUGCAAAGUAGGAGAUCACAAUCUCGGGAAGACCUUAAUUCCUCAAUAGUUGAGACACAAAUGGUGAAAGUUUAGCAAAUGCUCUGCAGAAGUUUUGAUGCUACCAGCACUACAAUUUAUGUCAAGCGGGAUGAUACUAGGCUAAUGAUGAGAUGGUCUGAUCAUUAACUCCUCCAGAUUUUGGUGUGAGAGGGAAUUUUGGGUCCUGUUAACUUGGCUCCCCAAGUCACCGGGGUUCUAAAUGCACAUUUCUUGAGAUUUCAAGCAUUGGUUACCAUUCUUAUUUCACAAGCUAGGUGCUGACUCCUUGUUCACCAACCUUAUAUCAGACAAUAAUUUGAGCGUCGACCCGUUCAAGUAUAUUGCUGCCUAACUGGCGCAGGCCUAAUGACCAUCAUUACCUGAACCAUCGUCGGUUCUUAUGACGCAGCUAGGUUAAUAGUUUCUCUACAAUGUUUUCCGAAGGCUUGAGGACAACCAGAAAAAUUUUCUUUUGAUUGGUUAUCAGCAAAUGGUAAUAUGGAAAACGAUUCAAUUAGAUCUGAAUUACAUGAGAAGAAAUUAUAGCAUGAUAUACAAAUCAAUCUUAUAUUUCACUAUAGAUUGGAUCACAGACGGUAUUUUCCCUGCCCUGCUUGUUGAUUUUGAGUAACUAGCAGUUUGGUUAAGCUGACAUUAUCCAGUUAUCCACAACCUAUAUAAUGUAGGCACCAAAGAAAGGAUUAUAAUUUCCCAAAUUAACGGUGAUAUUGGAAUGUCAAGAAGAAGAAGAAGAAGA